Molecule: messenger RNA, 2530 nt
Organism: Xenopus laevis (African clawed frog)
Lineage: Eukaryota; Metazoa; Chordata; Amphibia; Anura; Pipidae
Gene: ncdn.S
Product: neurochondrin S homeolog
Exons: 7
Coding region: 133-2307 (724 amino acids)
Biological process (GO): neuron projection development; regulation of neuronal synaptic plasticity
Cellular component (GO): postsynapse; dendrite; cytosol
Source: RefSeq, a predicted model, not a curated record
UGGUAGUUGUCCAGAAACGGAAGCUGCCAAUUGGCUGGGGUUCCAAAAGGCGCUCGACUAGGAAGUUGUGUAGUGGGCGGCCUUGGUGUGAGGUUUCGGAGCGCAUUGUGAGUAGUUUGUUGUUCUACCGAUAUGACAAGCACAAUGCCUAAUACAACUGAGGAGCAAAGUGAUGAAGUCAAUAAUCUUGCACUGGAAAAAUGCCUUAAGGUCCUGCAAGAAGCACAGACUGACAACGAACAGUUUGCUGCCCUGCUUCUGGUCACAAAGUGUGCACAAGCUCAGGAAAUCAACAAUGAAACAAGACGGAGGAUUUUUGAUGCUGUGGGCUUUACGUUCCCAAACCGCCUUCUCUUUUCAAACUCUGUACCAGAAGGAUGCCCCCAGAAUCUUUUCAAAAGCUUAGGCAUAACACUGUUAGCUUGUUUUUCCACCGAUCCUGUUCUAGCAGUUCACCCUCAGGUUGUUAAUAAAAUUCCCAUAUUUAAUGAAACUAUAAAUAUCUCAUGUCAGUCAGGUAACAAAGAAGUCGUAUCCAUGGUGGAGGAUGCAUACCAGUGUCUUCUGGGUAUUUUGGCUUCUCCACAGGGACCAAAGAACUUACUUUCACAUGGUAGCAUACCCUACUUAUGCCAAGCAUAUAUGAAUCGCAAUCAUUUUUGGGAGAAAGCUUUACAAAUUCUUACCAGUUUACUUACUGUAUUGCCCCCUAAAUGUUGGAAGAAAAGCUGUACAGACCUUCAACUGCUUUUGACCCGGCUCAGUGAGGAGUUUGGUAAAGAAGAAGGUGAAUGGAAAUUCCAGUUGGCGGACCUCUUGCCUAUAUUUCUUCCUCCAUCGCCUAUUCUUCUGGAGACCUCUUGGGGAAAGCAAUGUUUAAAACAACUCUGUAAGGGGUUGCUGAAAAUUCUUAGUAAUAAGCUCAGUAUUUCUCAGAGGGAUCCAGCUUUGAAACUUGCAGCAUGCCUUGCAAAUUCUUAUGGUUCUUCCUGGAUCAUGGCAGAAAACAAGGUUGUGCGAUCUCGUUUCCUAGCUCUGAUAGUGAACCUGGCAUGUGUGGAGGUGAGGAUGGCACUGGAAGAACCUGAACCAUUGACUUCAAGACAGUCUGUCAUCACAGCCUGUUAUGCUUUGGUUGAAAUGGGGAUCCUGGCAUGCACUAAGGAAGAGAAACAUCCUGUAUUGGGAAAGGAGCAGAAACUGCAGCUCAUAGGAGUCAUGCAAGAAGCCUGUGCUGCUAUUAUAUACUAUUUACAGCAGGUUGGAUGGGAGAAGCAGGAGGAUCCCUUCCUGCUGGCUUCGGUUCGGUUGCUAGGUGCUUGGCUAGCAGAGGAAACCGCUUGUCUAAAGCUUGAAGUCAUCCAACUACUCCCAUUCCUGGUUCAUUACAUGCGGACUUGCCACCAGAGGAGCGUGAUUUGCAGCAAGCUUCCCAAGGAAGUUUCUCAAGUUGCUUUGCUGAGUAAUAGCUGGGGUAACAUAUGGCCUGGAGAUGCAAUAAGGUUUCUACUCCCUGCAUUGUGCCACCUAAGUGCUGAGGAGGUACCACGUAAGGUGCUUAUAUCUGAAGGGGUUCCUGCCCUGCUGUGUGAUUACUUCCAGCUGCAGUGGGAUGUGCUUUUUGCAGAGGAUGAGCCUGAGGGGCUGCAAAGUGCAGCAGAGCUGAGUCUACAGACUUGCUGCGGUGUUUUCCUGAAUCUGGUGGUGACUGAACCUACUUUUGUAGGACAGGAAAGCUGCUUUGUAUCUUUAAUGAAACUUCUUAUGCAGUCUCUUCCAACACUGUUAACCAAGGAGGGGCAUCUGGUCCUGGUAGCAAAUUUUUCCACUCUGGGCUUAAUGAUGAGCCGAUUGUUAGCUGAAAAUUCAGUAUUACAUGAAAGUAAUGCAGAGGAGUUUUUUAAAGCUGCAAUUCAUUUCCUGAGUCAUUCCCAUGUGCCAUCAUGUCAGACUGAUGCCGGAAAACCAGUCAUCACGCUGUCUGAAAGUUACUCUGAAGCUUGGGAGGAGAUCUCAGAGCUGUGGUUCCUGGGUGUACAAGCUUUCUCCAGCUGUGUUCAUCUGCUGCCUUGGUUAUCUGCUCUAGUCCUUAGGUCCAGCUGGCUUCAGGACACGCUGUGCCUUCUGGAUAAUGUUUCCCCUAAAUCUGUAGAUUCUGAUCUGGUGACAGCACUUCAGGGUAUGUUAACAGAACUGGCCCAGAGCAGUAGCUGUUGCCGGGAUGUUAUUCGAGAAAAAGGAGGGGCAGAAAAGGCUAAUUUGUAUGGUAUGGCUGCUCUAGAACAGUGCCUGGCAGAGUUGUCGUGAGUUAAGUAUUCUGAAACAUAUGUGUCAUAAGCAGUGCUUUUUUAAGUUUUCUGUUGAUCUGUAUAUAAACAGAUUCAAAAGGACGAAGAAUGUUCUGUAAACUAUACUGGACUUGAGCACUGGUAAAAUUAAAGAUUGUGUAAAAGUUGUAAUUCUGUAAAACAUAUUUGUAGUUGGCAGAAAGAUAAUUUCUUACAAAAAUAAAAAACAACCUUUUGAAGAA